UCACAAAGUAAAAAUCAUAUGAUCGAUUAGUGAGUGAAAAUUUCAGACGUCGGGCAGAAGGCACUCAUACUGCAAGCACGGUAGAAUUCCUUCGAAACAAUUGAAUUUUCCUUUCGAUUUUGUGCAAGUGAAAAAAAUCAGUCAAGAUGGCUCUGAGCGAUGCUGAUGUACAAAAACAGAUCAAACAUAUGAUGGCAUUCAUUGAGCAGGAGGCCAAUGAAAAAGCCGAGGAGAUCGAUGCCAAAGCCGAGGAGGAAUUCAAUAUUGAGAAGGGACGUCUCGUCCAACAGCAGCGUCUCAAGAUUAUGGAAUACUACGAAAAGAAGGAGAAACAGGUUGAGCUGCAGAAGAAAAUCCAAUCCUCAAAUAUGCUCAAUCAGGCUCGCUUGAAGGUGCUCAAAGUGCGUGAGGAUCAUGUGGGCAGUGUGCUCGAUGAUGCACGCAAACGUCUGGGAGAAGUCACCAAGAAUGAGGCCGAAUACAAGGAGAUUUUAAGCAAACUUAUUGUCCAAGGCCUGUAUCAGGUGAUGGAACCUAAAGUGAACCUACGCUGCCGUCAAGUCGAUGUACCUCUGGUUCGGGAAGUCCUCCAGACAUCCAUUGAGCAGUACAAGUCCCAAAUGAAGCAGGAUGUUGAACUCUUCGUUGACGAGAGAGAAUUCCUUGGACCGAACACCUGUGGAGGCGUCGAGUUGUUGGCUUUGAACGGACGUAUUAAGGUUCCCAAUACUCUGGAGUCCAGAUUAGAAUUGAUUUCACAGCAACUUGUGCCAGAAAUACGUAACGCCCUGUUCGGUCGCAACGUCAAUCGCAAAUUUACCGAUUAAAUUUGUCUUUAAGUGCAAAAUCAACAACAAUAACACAAAUACAACAAAUAUAAAAACCAACAAGAAAGUUCAAGCUUAUAACAACAAUAGGAAAACCACUAAAUGGAUGAAAAAAAGCCCCAUUUUCUUGAACUAGUUUAACAAAAUUGUGUCUAUUAAUUAUAAUUAUUAUUGCCGUUGUCUUUUUAUAGUGAAACUGAGAGGAAGAAGAAAGAACCCUUGGUCAAAUAUGUAGUAUACGCAUAUGAGUUAAUAAUACCUGUACUUACAUAUUUGCCAACAAAUACUUACAAUAUAUUUUAGAGAAUAUUUCAACAGAUAAAACAAGUUCGAAGUGCAUUCAAAUCCGUCAAGAGUUUGUUAAAGUUUGUUUUUAUGAACUAACCGGCGUUAACAAUAUUAAGCUAAUCAUAAUAACAUUCCUCAAAACAUUUUUGCGAUCCGUUUUUAGUUAUGUCGAUGCGAAUGCAUCUUUGUAAUCUUAUCUUUUGUUUAUACCCAAUUCUCUGUAACUUUUGUUGUAUAUUUUUGUUUUAUUUUCAUUCGAUUAAUGUUUAAUUUUUGUUAUCCUUCACUUAAGAAAUGUUAUUGAAAUAUAUUUAAAAAUCAAAUUAAAUGAAAAUGCAAUGCGCGGUGCAGCGGUGAGGCAAGUGCCACUUGCAAGCUGUACGGACGCAUAAUCAGCAUUAUUAUCCCCGUCCCACCGAAAUUUGAUAGCAAGAAUUUCGCUGGGUCGUCGGUAAUAUGCGUCUGUGCACUUGCAACUGGCACAUUUUCUAGAUACCAAACGAAACAUAUAAUGUCUGUUGUUGGUAAAAAAAAAAAUAUAAGAUAACACAGCUACCAAAUGCACGCGAUAACAGUUAAUGAAGUAUUGCCAAGUGGCCAAGUAGCUAAAUUUGUUCAAGUACAUAUAUAUAUAUAUAAAGCCCUAAUGUUUUACCUGCUUCCAAUUCCAAAUCAUAUAAAACAUAUAUAAAUAUAUAUACAUAUAAUUAAAAAAAAAAUGUAUGAAAAAGGAAAUUAGUAGUAACAAUUUAUGUAGCUGCUGCUGACGCCGCACAUUCGCAGGAUUAAACGCACGUUCAUAAAUGGCUCUUAAAAACAAACACAUUGUAUUUAAAUGUUUGCGUGUUCAUGA
Messenger RNA from Drosophila innubila, 1968 nucleotides. It is a transcript of the gene Vha26, whose product is annotated as V-type proton ATPase subunit E. The record is from RefSeq and is a predicted model, not a curated record. Gene Ontology annotation, molecular function: proton-transporting ATPase activity, rotational mechanism. Gene Ontology annotation, biological process: proton transmembrane transport. Gene Ontology annotation, cellular component: proton-transporting two-sector ATPase complex, catalytic domain. Bases 147 to 827 code for a protein of 226 amino acids. The transcript is spliced from 5 exons. Lineage: Eukaryota; Metazoa; Arthropoda; Insecta; Diptera; Drosophilidae.